Molecule: messenger RNA, 1022 nt
Organism: Malania oleifera
Lineage: Eukaryota; Viridiplantae; Streptophyta; Magnoliopsida; Santalales; Ximeniaceae
Exons: 3
Coding region: 327-914 (195 amino acids)
Source: RefSeq, a predicted model, not a curated record
GCUUCAUGUCAUCAUCAAGAAGCAAAGAGCGGAGCCCACAAGGAACUUGGCAUCAAUCUAGACUCUCUCUCUCUCUCUCUCUCUCUCUCUCUCUCUCUCUCUAUCUCUCAGCAUCUUCAUUGUCGAGGCCGAGCCCUGCGGAAACGGGCUGCCGAUCUCGGCGAUUCACACGGAUUCCACCUCACUCGCCGAGUUGACUCAUCUACCUCUCGAUCUUCUCUGCUUUAAUCUUUAUUUCUCUUUUUAGACUUCACUCUCGAUAGGUUUGGUCGGCGGUCAGCUGUCGCUCUUCACAGCUCCUUUCAGUCGUCGAUUCAGUAACGGAGAUGGAGACGUCGACGGUCCUCCGUGACGGUCACGUCAACGGGAAUCACCCUUUUGCGUCUUCUUCUCAGAGAGAUGUUUCUUACAGCUGCGGUUCUUGUGGGUAUGAGUUGAACCUAAAUUCCUCUAAUCGGAACACAUCAACCAUUGGCUCUAAAUACGGAAAAUCCAUUAAACGAGGGAUCAUAUCAUUCUUCUCCAUUGAUGAGAGCAGGUUUACUCAAGUUGAUGAGUUUCAGUGUGUACCGUACUUCAUCUCCAAGUAUUCGUGGGGUUUAUUGCGCAGGAAGACCAAACUUCUUUGCCGAAAGUGCGGGAACCAUGUUGGAGAUGCUCACGAUACCUCUUUGUACCCGCCUGAAUUGGAUGGACCAGAUGCAAGCCCCUCAGGCAUGUUUUGUAUAAUUCCUUCUCAUCAAUGGACUGGCAGCCAGCUUAGAUCCUUGAAUGCCAUGGACGCCCAACCAAGAAGAGGCCGCAAGUGCUCUGUUUUUUCUCUAUUAGAUGGUGACGUGUAUGUGUUUUGGUCUAAAACCGGAACUGAUUUGAAAGGACAGAAGUGGUAUAAAAUUUUGAAGGGGUUUGAGUGAUAAGAGGAAAGAUUAUGAUUGGUUUUAUGAUGUACGGAAGUAGUGUGGUAUUUUCAUAAGCAUUUGUAAUUGAAUAAAAUAACAUUUAAGGGCCAGUUUAGUGUAAAA